GGUCCAACUGCUACAAGUUCAUCACCUGGGUGACUGGUUGUAGUGCCAGCACUAUAGGGAAGGUCAAUGACCAGAUGAAGCAGACAGGGGGGAGAGAGGGAACCACCCCAGCAUGGGCUCAGGAAAUACUGGAUGGAAAACCCACGGCGAAUCUCCAGCGACUCACUGAGUCAAACUCACAAUGACAGUAUUGGUACGUCCAGUAUGCUUGGGUCUCCCACAUGCCCUUCUGAACCAAGUCCAACCAUCUCCGGGGCCAGCACUGUCACCUCUCCUGCACCACAGACGCAAUCAGGGAAUAAUGAAGUCCAGCAGCAGUUUAUGCAGCAACAGGCACAGAUGCUGAAGAUGCUGGAGCAGAAGCUGAUCGAGACACAGAUGAUGCAGCAGACACUCAUGCAGCAAAUUGCCAGACCAGAGACUCUGGCCUCAGGGAUGUUAUCACAGCUGGGUCAGUUCCAGGUAGCAGCUACCAACAGUCCACAGUUCCCGGCCAAUGCAGCUCAGAGUACUCUGAACCAACUCCCGACCACACACUCCCAGAACACCCAGAACAGCCAGCUGGAAACUCUCACUCCAGGCCUGACAACAACCUCAACCAGUCCCAAUGUAUCAAACACACAGAAGGGUUCUGUAUUGUCUCAGCCGAUGACAGUUGGUCGCUUGGGGCAACAGUUGAAUGCUGGACAACAGGUGCCAUCCCAGAGCCAGCAGCAGUACAGCAACUCCAGUGGUCAUCCACAAUUUCAGGUUCCAGUUCUUGGUAAUCGUCAGUCAAAUGUAUUGCAUCUGCAGGCACCUAAUAUUCAGAUAAAACUAGCUCAACCUCAAUAUGUGCUGCAGGCAAGUUCCAGCAAGUCUAAUACCACGACAUCCACAACCCAAGCUGAGGUUCAAAACACAUCAUCACAGCAAGUGUCUGAACAGAAGCCGAAAUCACACGUGACAAAGACAAAUCAAUCCACUGAAAUGACUGGCCAAACCAUCCACAUUUCAGAACAGAACGUAUUGAGACAUUUUGCCAAAGAUGAAAUAGCUCAAGCUCAAACUACUGACCAAUCAAAUAUGGUUAAGAUUGGCAACCAGAUCCAUCAAGUAAUUAAUCUUCAUCCACACCAACUAUCUCAGGUUGUAGCCCAGCCCAUUCAGUUGCAGAACAUUCGACCCAACCUGCAGGGUCUAAGAAUUCCAGUACUGCAGCCAGCUCAAAGAGCACAGCAGCCACAGAACCAGCAGGUUCCAUUUUACCCUCAUGACACAAGCAGGCCCCAGCUACCCCAGUUUGUAACUGUGGCCCCUUUGAAUCCUGAACAGUUGCAACAGAGAGGCAUCCAGAACAUCUGUGUUCCUGCUCGGCUCCCUGUUGGGAGUCCUAUAAGUCUUGAACAGCUCCAACAGAUGUUUGUCCAGUCGCAGCGGCAUACAGAGGCUUCUGUGCAGCAGGUCAACAAAGUAUCAGCCCAAACUCCAGAAACCAAGGAAAACAGUGUAGUUUCAUCUCAACAGAGUCAACUACUGGGGAAGGAGGUAUCUACAUCUCCUUCACAAGGAGCGAAAUCUGCUGAAUCUCUGACUUGUAUGCCUCCUGGUAAGGAGCAAUGCAGCUCCACUCAAUCAUUGCAAAGACACAAAAAUGAAACAUCUGAUCCCUCUAGUGUAUGUAACGCUGCCUCUCAGUCUGACAAUGUCACCCAGUGCAGUACAGUUAAUUCCGCUGUUGAAACCUCCAUUGGGCCAGUGCCCUUUCAUAGUUUAAGUGCAGUUCGUCAACAUAGUCAAGAACAGAAACCUUCUUUAUCAGCCUCCAGUAUUGCAACAGACGAUUCCACCAAGAUCAACUUCAAUGAACUUGAUAGCCAUGGAUUAAGUGAAUUUGCUCAUCUGCAAAAUGUAGGUCAAUGUCAUGACUCAAGUCAUGGUCAAACGGGCCCAAAUUCACAGGGAGUCAAUUGUGCUUUAGUAGUUCAGUCUGUCCCCAGCACAAACACUGAGAAUCUAAGAAGUGGUCACCAGACACCUUCAAGUGAACUAGAUGAAAUGUUACGGUCAUUUGUGAUAAACAGACAUGGUGAUUUUGACCUAGUGUCCCCUUUACCUGAUAACAUCACACGAAGCAGGAAUAACAGCGGUGAGUCAACAAUUGAACCAACAAUAUCAGUGGACAUGUCUUCAUUUCCCAGAGAACUUCUGAGCAUCAUUGCACCUCAGGCUCUGACCAUUACAAUAUCCAAUGGACAGUCUCACAAUUCCGGCCAGUAGAAUGUACCGGCAGAUUUGUGUCAAUAUAUGAUAAAUAAAUGCAAUUAUCGGGUUA
This is a messenger RNA of Haliotis rubra (blacklip abalone), 2314 nucleotides long. Its product is annotated as chromatin modification-related protein eaf-1-like. The record is from RefSeq and is a predicted model, not a curated record. Lineage: Eukaryota; Metazoa; Mollusca; Gastropoda; Lepetellida; Haliotidae. The transcript is spliced from 4 exons. Bases 133 to 2259 code for a protein of 708 amino acids.